AUGGCUGAUGACUCAGUGAUUCAUGACUCCAUCCCGUGUCUUCUCCACCUGCUGCUAUUGGCUGAGCUGUUUGUCCCGUCAUCGUCUCGUCCCGCCAACACCUCCUCCCUCUGUACGAUGUUUGGACCAAUGAUCCAUCAGGGGGAGAAGCUGGUGCAAGUCUCCAAAACACUUCAUGGGCUGCCAGAGAACCACGAGCUCCUCAACACUGUGGGAAACAAACUUCAGGAUCUUCCUCACAUGCAACACACUGCUGCACAUUUUAAGUCACUGAAGCUGAACGAGUCCCUGUCUCAGCUCUGCCUGUUCACCCAGUCCUUCAGGCUGCACAUGGACUGGCUGAAAACUGAAAAACACAACUUCAGUUUACCCAGUGAGACAGCAGAGGACGCCAGCACUCAGCUGCUGCUGCUGUCCACCCUCCUCAACAAGUCACUGCAGCAGAUCGGUGAAGACGCUCCUCGGCCGCCGGCUCCCUCCCUCCCUGUCGUCUCCUCGGCCUUCGACUUGCUCCAGUUCUCCAUCGAGAUCUCUCAACGGCUACAAGUCUUCGGUCAUUGGUCAAAAAGAGUUUUACACAGCCUCAAAAGACGCUCGGGCUGCCGCAGACAUUGAGAAGCAACGGUUCAUGUCUUCCUACUAAACCACUGUUAACGUUAAUGACUUUCAUGCAGCAGCAAAACUCCGGAGACGGGAGAGUCACUUUGAUUCAGACUGAAAUAUGUCAACAACAAUAGUACAUGAGGUACAGAUAAAUACUUUGCGUUGUGCUCAGAGGAUGUGAACCAUCAACCUUUCCCAUACACUCACGUUUCCCUUAUCGGUUUUAUUUCAAUGUCUGUUGAUGAAUUGGCACAAAAUCUGGACGUUAACGGUGAAGAAUAUUCAGGACUUUGGUGAUUUCCUUCCUCAAACAACACCAGGUUUACAAAGUCUCAGCUUGGUCCAGAUGUUUACUCUCGUAAUCACCCUUCACACCAGUGUAGCCGGAGGAAGGGUUUUGUUUGGACAAGUUAGGACAAGAUGGUGAAUGUCAGUUUAAAGUAACUCCUGGUGGUGGGAACAUUACUCCGAAGUUUACCUCCAGGUGAUCAACUUUUUGAGCGGAGCCAGCAAAGGUAGAUCUCACAAAUAAUAGAGAUUAAGUUUGUAUUGAUCAGAAAAUGAUUCCCCAUCCAAUGAAGACGUCAGAAAAAGACGUCAUGUGAAUGUGUUUUCUGUGUGAGGUGCUGCGCUCGAUGGCACCUGUUACGUUUACGCCCUUUAAGAUUGUUUACAUGAGCUAAAGUACAAGAACAAGUAGGAAUGCUGUUAUUAAUAUUUUUCUACUGACUGUUUUAUAUUUAGGAUGCUAUU
Molecule: messenger RNA, 1356 nt
Organism: Hippoglossus stenolepis (Pacific halibut)
Lineage: Eukaryota; Metazoa; Chordata; Actinopteri; Pleuronectiformes; Pleuronectidae
Gene: il11b
Product: interleukin 11b
Exons: 5
Coding region: 1-615 (204 amino acids)
Biological process (GO): positive regulation of cell population proliferation; positive regulation of MAPK cascade
Cellular component (GO): cytoplasm
Molecular function (GO): growth factor activity; cytokine activity
Source: RefSeq, a predicted model, not a curated record